GAGAGUACACCGCUCUUCCUGGCGCCUGAGGAAUGAGAGUUUGAAUCUGCAUUGGAUGAUUUCUGGUGCAGUGGGAAAGGGCACAGAUCUGCAGGCCGAAGCAAAGAGGAGCCACUGUCCAAGGCUAAGGCAAGAUGGGCCUCACGGGCAGACAGCGGAGCCCCUCGCCCUCACUGGCUCCCACCCAGGGAUCUUGCCUUUUCAUCCUCUUCUGCCUGCGCUUGGGUGCCUCCUGCCCGCAGGCCUGCCAGUGCCCUGACCAUGCUGGGGCUGUGGCCGUCCACUGCAGCGAGAAGGGCCUGCAGGAGAUCCCCAAGGACAUCCCAGCGGACUCGGUGCUUUUGAAGCUGGAUGGGAACAAAAUCUCCCACAUCCCCAAUGGCGCUUUCCAGCACCUGCACCAGCUGAGGGAACUGGACCUGUCCUACAACGCCAUUGAGGCCAUCGGCCCUGCUGCCUUUUCAGGACUGGCCGGGGGCCUGCGGCUGCUGGACCUGUCCCACAACCGCAUUCGGAGGAUUCCAAAAGAUGCCUUGAGCAAGCUGAGCGCCAAGAUCCGCCUGUCACACAACCCCUUGCACUGUGAGUGUGCCUUGCAAGAGGCCUUGUGGGAGCUGAAGCUGGACCCCGACUCGGUUGAUGAGAUUGCUUGCCACACCUCGGCACAGGAGGAGUUCGUGGGGAAACCACUGAUCCAGGUGCUGGACUCGGGUGUCAGCUUCUGCAGCAUCCACCGCAAGACCACCGACGUGGCCAUGCUGGUCACCAUGUUUGGCUGGUUCACCAUGGUGAUCAUCUACGUUGUGUACUAUGUGCGUCACAACCAGGAGGAUGCCAGGAGGCACCUGGAGUACCUGAAGUCCCUGCCCAGUGCCCCUGUCACUAAGGAUGUCCUCAGCCCUGCGCCCUAGUAUCCACGUAUGGCAGGCCACUGCCUCCUGGCUGCCAU
Messenger RNA from Castor canadensis (American beaver), 949 nucleotides. The record is from RefSeq and is a predicted model, not a curated record. Lineage: Eukaryota; Metazoa; Chordata; Mammalia; Rodentia; Castoridae.